AGCAGCACCAGCAUCAGCCUCAGCAUCAUUACUGACUUCAGCAUCAGUACCAGCGGGGGCAGCAGGGGCAUCAGCAUCCUCUAUCACACCUGGUUAUCUGACCAGAGGGAGCCUUCACCGCAGCCUGGGAAUUUGCAACACAAAGGCUCGGCCAUCAGCUCUGAACGCACUGGGCAGAUUUAACUGUACAACGCGACAGAAUACAGGACUUAAAACAUCGCUGCACAGGAUGAGUCGAGCCUGAUGAUGACGAUAAUGGACCCUGGUGCCAACGACUCCGAGGGGACAUUGGGGCUGCCGCCCGGCAACCAGACAGACCUGCUGGCCAUGUUCUCGGGGACGCAGCUCCUGCUACGCUUCAAGCCUCUAUUCAUGCCCCUGUACGGUGCCGUGGUGAUGGUGGCUGGCGUGGGCAAUGCCUUCCUGCUCGCGUGCAUCGUUGUCGACAGGAAGUUACACAACGCCACCAACUUCUUCAUCGGGAACCUGGCGGCGGGCGACCUGCUCAUGUGCCUGAGCUGCGUGCCACUCACCGCCUCAUACGCGUUUGACCCACACGGCUGGGCAUUCGGACGCCCGCUUUGCCAUCUGGUGCCCCUCAUACAGGGUGCCACAGUUUUCGCCUCAGUGCUGUCCCUCACGGCCAUCGCCAUGGACCGCUACGUGGUGGUGGCUUACCCGGUACGCCGGCGCAUCUCCAUGCGCGGCUGCAGCGCGGUGGCCGUGGUGGUCUGGGUCCUGGCGCUCGCCCUGGCCGCUCCGCCGGCGCUCCACGUGCGCCUGGUGGACCUGCGUCCGAGCGGCGUGGACUUCCUGGUGUGCGAGGAGUUCUGGGAGGCUGAGCGGAUGCGCCUGCUCUACUCCUGCUUCUUCCUGCUGGCCUCGUACAUGAUCCCGCUGUUGGCGGUCAGCGUCUCGUACUGCGCCAUCAGCCUGCACCUGCGGCGGCACGCGAUGCCCGGCGAGCCGUGCCAGCCGUGCGGGCAGCAGCAGCAGCGCUGGACCCAGCGGCGUCGCCGGACCUUCUCCCUGCUGGUGGCCUCCGUGCUCGCCUUCGCCCUCUGCUGGCUGCCGCUGCAGGUGCUCAACCUGAUGGUGGACCUGGACGGCGACUUCCGCUUCGUGGACAAGCACUACCUGAACAUGCUGCAGGUGAGCUGCCACCUUGUGGCCAUGAGCUCGGCGUGCUACAACCCCUUCAUCUACGCCUCGCUGCACAGCAAGCUGCGGCUGCACCUCAGAGGCUACCUGUGGCCGUGCAGAGCAGGACGUGUGACUCUGUUGUCGCGCUGCACCUCACGGAACCCCAACAACUGCCUGAGUGUGAUGUCAGAACCACCUGCCAAGGAGCAACAGAACCACCAUAUGGGGUCGAAUGCGCCUGUUCAGGCAGACCCAGGCAGCUCUAUCUGAGCACACACACACACACACACACACACUCUCUCUCACUCACACACACACACACACACACACACAC
This is a messenger RNA of Alosa alosa (allis shad), 1477 nucleotides long. Its product is annotated as 7 transmembrane receptor domain-containing protein. Gene Ontology annotation, cellular component: neuron projection; plasma membrane. Gene Ontology annotation, molecular function: neuropeptide binding; neuropeptide Y receptor activity. NCBI's taxonomy places the organism in Eukaryota, Metazoa, Chordata, Actinopteri, Clupeiformes, Clupeidae. Gene Ontology annotation, biological process: G protein-coupled receptor signaling pathway. The coding region runs from base 244 to 1413 and encodes 389 amino acids. The record is from RefSeq and is a predicted model, not a curated record. The transcript is spliced from 4 exons.